UAUGCGCGCGCGCAUGUUCUUGCGUUUUCUUUCAUUUCUACCAUUAGGAAACUCGUUGGGGCCACUGGAAACUCAGGAGAGGCUCAGCUUUUAUUUCCCAUGGAUGCCUGCCUUUCCGGAAACGCGACGAGUGUGUAAGCAGAAGGACAUGUGAGCGAGACAAUCGGUUCCUGCUAAGAAAUAAACCACCGGGGAGAACUGACAGCACUGAAGUCCGGGGAGCAGCUGGAGGAGACUGAGGGGGAGCUGGGGUCGGUUGCUCAGCGGGGAUCCGGGCCCCCGCGCUUCAGCACCGGAGGCGAAUGGACAGCGUCUCCCAGCAAGGCUGCAGCCUUUGGGACAGAACUGCGCUGCUGCCUCCACUCUCCUCCCUGCUGCUGUGGUCGCCAAGAUCAGCCCAGCGCUCCCAUCCUCACAACCAGAAGGCGGUGCCUGCGAAUCCCCCUGCCCCUGUUCCCUCUUUUGAUGGAAGAACAGUCCUUUCCCACUCGCCACGCGUAGCUACCUGGUUCCGCCGAGUACUCUUGAUCUACAGUUAAACUCCAGGCAGCAACUUCAAGGAUAAUUUUUCUAGGAGCUGGGUAGAAUGCAGGCAGAGGAGUGAACUGGAAGUUCUUGGCGGCACUGAGGAAUCAUGGGCUCUGCAGCAGGGGCUGACAUACUCAAAGGCCCACAGCUCUCGAAAUAACGUCCCUGAGUGAAUCUCAGCUGUUAUGGAACUAGCUUUGUGAGAGGUUGGAGAUACUCAAAACCCAACUUUGGAGAAGCUAAAAGACUUCUAUUUCUCCACUCAGCAGUCUGCUCUCCAUGAUGUUAAGAUUGCCAAAGAAGUGACCUCAGCCAAGGGAAACACCGCUCUACCUAAUUUCAAGUAAGAAGUCAAACUACUUCCUUCGUGGCGCCACAGCACAUGGAUUUCAGAACUGCCUGUGAGGAGACGAAGACAGGAGUUUGCUUGCUGCAGGAUGGUAAUCAAGAGCUUUUCAAAGUGCGCCUGCACCUCGCCAGAGACAUCCUGAUGCUGCAAGAGCAGGAUGUGCUGUGCGUGUCUGGUGAGCCCUUCUAUUCCGGUGAAAGAACAGUGACCAUCAGAAGACAAACAGUAGGAGGAUUUGGAUUAAGCAUAAAGGGAGGUGCAGAGCAUAACAUUCCAGUUGUCAUUUCCAAAAUCUCCAAGGAGCAAAGAGCGGAACUUUCUGGACUACUCUUCAUUGGAGACGCCAUUCUACAGAUAAAUGGGAUUAAUGUGAGAAAAUGCAGACAUGAAGAAGUGGUUCAAGUUCUUCGGAAUGCUGGGGAGGAAGUGACCUUGACAGUGUCGUUUUUGAAAAGAGCACCUGCUUUCCUCAAACUCCCGCUGAACGAAGACUGUGCAUGUGCUCCAAGUGACCAGAGCAGUGGCACCUCCUCUCCUCUUUGUGACAGUGGCUUGCACCUGAACUACCAUCCCAAUAACACAGACACGCUCUCCUGCUCCUCAUGGCCCACGUCUCCAGGCCUGCGGUGGGAGAAGCGGUGGUAUGACCUCAGACUCAUCCCGCUGCUGCACGCCCGCUUCUCCCAGUAUGUGCCCGGGACCGACCUGAGUCGGCAAAAUGCCUUUCAAGUUGUUGCUGUGGAUGGAGUCUGCAGUGGGAUUCUUCAGUGCCUCUCUGCUGAAGACUGCAUGGACUGGCUACAAGCAAUAGCAGCUAACAUUUCAAACCUCACAAAGCACAAUAUUAAAAAGAUCAACAGAAAUUUCCCUGUAAACCAGCAGAUAGUCUACAUGGGCUGGUGUGAAGCACGGGAGCAGGACCCCCUCCAAGAUCGUGUAUACACGCCUGCCUUUCUCGCCUUGAGGGGCUCAUGCCUUUACAAGUUUCCAGCACCUCCAGUUACUACCUGGGACUGGACACGAGCAGAGAAAACUUUCUCUGUGUGUGAGAUCAUGUGCAAGAUUCUCAAGGACAGUGACCUCCUGGACCGGCGGAAACACUGCUUCACUGUGCAGUCCGAGUGUGGAGAGGACCUGUACUUCUCUGUAGAGUUAGAGAGCGAUCUUGCCCAGUGGGAACGAGCCUUCCAGACCGCCACCUUUCUAGAAGUGGAACGGAUACAGUGCAAGACAUAUGCAUGCGUGCUGGAGAGUCACCUAAUGGGCCUCACUAUUGACUUCAGCACAGGCUUCAUCUGCUUUGAUGCAGCAACCAAGGCUGUACUUUGGAGGUAUAAAUUUUCUCAGCUUAAAGGCUCUUCAGAUGACGGCAAAAGUAAAAUCAAAUUUUUGUUUCAGAAUCCAGAUACUAAACAGAUUGAAGCAAAGGAGCUGGAAUUCUCGAAUUUAUUUGCUGUUCUUCACUGCAUUCACUCUUUUUUUGCUGCCAAAGUAGCUUGUUUGGACCCCCUGUUCUUAGGCAGUCAGGCUGCAGCCUCUGCUGCCUCCAGCUCUGCGACUACCAGCAAGGCAAAGCACCUGGCUUGACUUCCUGCGCUCUGUCUGGCAGGUACCAGGCCUAGGGACACAGAUGAGCAGACUCAUCAUUGAGAUCCGGGAGAAACCACUAUGUGAGCAAGUCAGCAGGGGGUUCAGACCGAAACUUCAGCAGGACAAAGAAGGUCCUGAUGUAUCUUGGAAGGCCCAAACAGACAGGACAGCCUGUUCUCUCUCCUUGGAUCUGCAUCAAGACACAGCUCUUGCCAAACAUGGAGACAAAAGAACAAAUAAUGUAAAGUGUGUAAAUAACAUAAAAAUUGUAAGCUACCUAUAAAUAAAAAUACCAAUUAAAUGGCUAUUUCUCUACUUUAGAUUAUUUUGUAUGACAGAUCCACAUUGGGCCAGAUCGUGAACUAAUGCCUUGUCCUUGUAUUUUGAGUGCAAAGAGGUAAAAAAUGACAGUAAGGAACAUGCGGGAAGCCAACAAAUGUGGAUGCACCUUAAUUCAAACAUGUGAGUUUCUUCCCGUAAUCUCAUUCCACAGUUCCACAUUGACAUUCCAAUUAUGUUUAGCAGAUGAUAAAGCAAGCCACAGAACUUCACAAGGAUUAUCCCACUGACCUAUGGCAAAUGCAGUGGGAAACACACCAUUUCCUUGGGUUCAUUGUCACUGCAAUGAUUUGUUAAAUGCCAAUGUCAACCAGAUACUCCAAAAAUAUAUUAUUAAUGAUACAAAAAUUUGAGAAUGU
This is a messenger RNA of Nannospalax galili (Upper Galilee mountains blind mole rat), 3165 nucleotides long. It is a transcript of the gene Sntg1, whose product is annotated as syntrophin gamma 1. Gene Ontology annotation, cellular component: intracellular anatomical structure; dystrophin-associated glycoprotein complex. Gene Ontology annotation, molecular function: protein binding; structural molecule activity. The record is from RefSeq and is a predicted model, not a curated record. Bases 911 to 2464 code for a protein of 517 amino acids. The transcript has 19 exons. Lineage: Eukaryota; Metazoa; Chordata; Mammalia; Rodentia; Spalacidae.